Rhizophagus irregularis DAOM 181602=DAOM 197198 is the source of this 850-nucleotide messenger RNA. RefSeq lists its product as uncharacterized. NCBI's taxonomy places the organism in Eukaryota, Fungi, Glomeromycota, Glomeromycetes, Glomerales, Glomeraceae. The record is from RefSeq and is a predicted model, not a curated record.
CGACAAUCUUCUACUUUUCUGAUGAUAAUUUUUGGUUAUUGUCGGCUAAAAAUUGUAUAUGGCAAAAAAAAAACGCCAAGAUGCCAAGAUGCCAAGUUGCCGAACGUCAUUCUCGUUUGAAAAUAUAAAUAAAUAACUUAUAAGACCAAAAAUUUUCUCGAAUUUAAAAAAAAUACAAAAAUAUAAAAUAAGAAUCAUGAAAGACUACGUAAUAAUCUUUUACAGAAUUAUUAGUGCACUUUACUUCUUUACAUGUGUCGGCACAGAAAUUUGGUAUUUGAUAUCUUUAGGUGGAAUUGGAGAUGUUUACGACUAUUUUUAUCUUCUUGGAAAUAUAAUAUUAAUAGUGAUAUUUCUAUUUGUCAUGAGACUUGAUUGGGAAAAUCUAGAAAUAUGCUUUUGUGCUUCAUAUUAUAUUCAACUUAUAAUGCUUCUUAUAAUUUUAAUUAGGUCUAUUAUUGGUGAUUAUCCAUUUAAUUGUAAUUUUCAGGGAUCAAAUAAUGUUAAAAUCGCGUGUAAAGUAAGACUUUUCAUUGGAACGUUUUCACUUCUGAUUCCAUUACUCCCUUUUUUAGGUUAUAAAUUAUAUUUUAAAUCAAAUGGAAUUUUUAACUUUAUAAAAAGUGAUAUUCUUGUUCUAUAAAUUUAUGUAUUUUAUGUAUUUUAUGUAUGAUACACUACCCUCCCAAAAGUAUCCGGUCAACCAAUAAAGAUCAUAUUUUAUUAAUAAUAAUUAAUAUUUAGUUACUAAUUUUUCUGGGGAUCAUAUCCAUUGCACAAAAGCAAGCAUUGAUAACUCAUUAUUAAGUUCAUAUACAAAGUAAUAUAGUAACAUCUGAUCAUAAAUUCA